AAUUAAGAUGGGUAGAUCUCCAUGUUGUAAUGAUGUUAGUGAGCUAAAGAAGGGACCUUGGACACCGGAAGAAGAUGAAUUGCUGGUCUCUUAUAUCCAAAAAAACGGCCUUGGAAGUUGGCGUGCUCUUCCUAAGGCGGCCGGGUUGAAUCGGUGUGGUAAGAGUUGCAGAUUAAGAUGGACUAAUUACUUGAGGCCGGAUAUUAAACGUGGUCGUUUUACUGAAGAUGAAGAAGACAUGAUUAUUAAGCUUCAUUCUGUUCUUGGGAACAAGUGGUCAAGAAUUGCAGCUCAUCUACCAGGAAGAACAGAUAAUGAGAUUAAGAAUUAUUGGAACACACAUUUAAGGAAGAAGCUUCUACAAAUGGGUAUUGAUCCAGUUACUCACAAACCAAGAAAUGAUCUUAAUCUCUUAGCUAAUCUCUCUCAACUUCUUUCAACAACCCCACAAAAUUUAGGGUACAACCCUUUAUCAAAUUGGGACAUCAAUAAUGCCCUUAGAAUACAACCAAACGUUGCAGCUGAAGUAGCCAAAUUACAAGUCCUACAAAACAUAUUCCAAAUCCUAAACACAAGCAAUAAUUCAUCCCCUAAUAUUGACCAUAAUAUGGCAUUAAACUUGGGAUUAAUUCCUAAUGUUAAUGGUAUUAUUGGCAAUAAUAAUAAUAAUAAUAAUAAUAAUAAUAAUAAUCCUAUGUGUUCAACCUCUCAAGGGUUUUAUCAAGCUCCAAAUUACGGUCCAAACCAAACUAUAGUUGAUCAUAAUAAUAAUAAUAAGUAUGAUUAUACACAAGAAUUGUAUAAUACAAGUUUGGAUAUUAAUCAUAAUAAGAGCUUAAGUAGUAGUACAACUUGUGAAACCCUAGACGAAAAUCGACUUCCUUCAUUGGUUAACUUUUCUCCAAAGGGUUCAACUAUUAACCAAAUUGAGAGUAACACAAACUCUACAAAUGGAUCCUGUGUCUUGACUCCCACGGCAACUGCUGAGUUGUUUGAAGGUUGGGAGAAGCUUUUGGAUGAUGGCAAUAGUGACUUUUGGAAAGAAUUCAUUAAUUAACCCGGCGAUAAGCUUCGUAGCAGCACCAACUUCGUCGUGCAUGCAUGGGCCGCAUGGCGGCAUGGAGGCCGUAUCUUCUUCCGUGAGAUUCAAGAAAAAUGUGUUGAACUGAGUUAAACACUUAUAAAAAAAUUGUUUCAAAUUCUUUUUAUUUAUUUAUUUAUUUUCUGGUAUAUUAGGGGGUGAUUGAACAUACGUAUAAGGCAUACACACUUGUAUAAAGCCUUACGGGUCGGAUCAAAUUUUUCAUUGUUUGAUUUGUAGAGAUUGUCACAUUUUGUCGAGUUUAUUGUACACAUAGAAGUAUAUAGAUCGAAUACAGUUGUACGAAGUAUUUUCUAUAUAUAAUUAGGAUCGAAAAUAAUUUAGUCAUAUUCUGUUAUACCUAUACUUCAUUCUAUUUAAC
Messenger RNA from Spinacia oleracea (spinach), 1463 nucleotides. RefSeq names its product transcription factor MYB41-like. NCBI's taxonomy places the organism in Eukaryota, Viridiplantae, Streptophyta, Magnoliopsida, Caryophyllales, Amaranthaceae. The record is from RefSeq and is a predicted model, not a curated record. The transcript is spliced from 3 exons. Bases 8 to 1057 code for a protein of 349 amino acids.